UUUAGAACUCUGAACGCGUGGGAAGAUUUUACAUCCCUGUUGGAGAUCUUCGAUCUACGAGUCUGCGCUGGCUACGAUUGAAGAGGAAAACUGGCUUUGUGAAAGAAGAGUGUGAUCAGAGAUCUUGCCAUGAAAACUGCUGGGAAGCAAAGGAGAAAAAAGGAUAACGCUUCACUAAAGAGCAAUACAACUAUAAGCAUUAGUUCCUCCAGAGGCAAAACAUCUGCAAAGAAAACUAGUCCUCAGAAGUGCAAAUCGGCGCAUGAGAUGUGCCGUCUGAGUGGUAAAAAUGAGACUGAUUUGGCUGGAAAAGCUGAACACGUUGUGUCUUCUAAAACAACUCAAGCAUUGGGUCAUCCGUCUUUGGACAGAGUGGGUAUUUCAGAAACAGAAAAUAAUGUGCCCAAGCAUGGACAGACACUAAAACCUUCCAUGAAGAUCAAGCUCCAGCUUUUCCCAAUAGAUGAACGCACUCGCUUAGGACUGGAAAAGGAUGGCUAUAAUCCACACUUGGAGCUUACUUUGAAAGCUCAAAAAAAGAUACACUCAGUGGUGAAGCAUCUCAAUAUGAAGUGGGGAAGUUCAAGCAUAGCAGUGGGAGAGCUCAUGCUUUUCCCAUACAGCAUAUGUAUGGAAAAUAUAGCUGCGUACGAAAGAUGGUCUUUGAAGGACAUUGAUACUAGUGCAGCAGAUGUAUAUACAAUGAUUGGCAAGCCUUCUAUUUUCCGUUUGAGGUAUGGCUGGCUCUCUAAUUUAGUGCCUGAAAACCUUCGGUUACCUCUUACCUCCAGUGGUUUUGAAGAUUGUUUACAAACUGAAGGCAUACAAAGAGGUUUUAGUAAGAAUGUGAAGAUCAUGGAAGGAGAAAAGCAAGGAUGUGAGGAUGAUCUGAGAACAAGCCAGGGAGUUUCAUUAUCAUCGCUAGCAUGGGAUGAUUGUCUUACAAACAUUAGCAUUGGAGGUCUACUGUCGGACGCAUCCUUGCAGGGUAACACCAAAUGUUAUGAUCCAGUGCCUGUUGGGAAUGAUUUGUGCUUGCAGCAAGUUCCAUUCAGCUCUGAUUCAUUUGAUGUUGCUAUUUCGAAUCUUAUACGUGGUCGUGCUCAAGGCCUGAGGCCAUCCUCAAAUGGAUCUCAUUCAUCCAUCUUGGAUGCGGAAGAAACAUGCCAUGCAUUUUCAUUUCAAAAGUUGUCUUCACCUGGUGAAAAUGUACUCCCUGCUUCAAGAAGUGCUCAUGCUGGAUCUUGCAGUCAGGAUGCUGGUUCCAAGUCAUUCAAAAUCUCCAAUUUGUUUGAGGUGGGAAACCAAGCUGAAUCCUGCCGGGAACUUGCUCCACAAGAACCAAAGGAUGACUUGCUACCUCAGACACAAGGAGUAAAUAACCUAGAAAGUAGCGUUGGGCUGGCAGACAUCAAAUGGACUGAUUCGUUGGGUCCCUUAGACCUGGGGUUAUCAUUCUCUCAGCGGAUCAACAGUGGGGAAAGUAUUAGCCUCAGUGGUUUCUUUGGCAGCAGUCUAGAUGCAUUCCAAAGCUGCUCAUUCUUUGCAAGAGAUGGGAAGGUUCCUACUACUUGAAAAAUGAAAUAAAGAAGCCUUGAAACCUGCUCUUGUUAAGAAUAAGAACAAGUAAACUUUUUUCAUGUAUUUUGGUACAUAGCUGGAAUUAAUCUUGUAGUGCAUUCUUCUGUGAAAUUUUUUCAAAACCAAAAGGGAAAAGAAGGUGAACAUUGACAAUUACUUUUAAC
This is a messenger RNA of Telopea speciosissima, 1745 nucleotides long. RefSeq names its product TSL-kinase interacting protein 1-like. Gene Ontology annotation, biological process: pattern specification process. Gene Ontology annotation, molecular function: chromatin binding. The record is from RefSeq and is a predicted model, not a curated record. NCBI's taxonomy places the organism in Eukaryota, Viridiplantae, Streptophyta, Magnoliopsida, Proteales, Proteaceae. Gene Ontology annotation, cellular component: nucleus. The transcript has 8 exons. Bases 130 to 1575 code for a protein of 481 amino acids.